UUUUUAGUGGUUUUUAAUGAUGAUGAGCCCAGUCAGAUCAAGAGAGAAUAGAAAACAUUCUCAAGCUAGUAAAUCAUUAAAUUUCAGUCUUCCUAAAAGAGCCUCAUCAUAAAUCAAGUAACACUUUAUUUAAGAAACAGAAUCCAUCAUUUACCAAACAUCUCAAAUAAUUCAACUUGUUGCAGUAAUUCGAAUACAUCUAGUCCUCCAUAAAGCUGUUCGAAAUUAGAGGAUGAUUAAAUUGAUAGUAUAUCGCCAUUUUGAUUAAUAGUGUCUCCUGUUUCCCAAAAUACAUUCUAAGAUCCCUUGAAUUACUUUGCUUAUGAGGACUUCAAUUCAAUUCUCCCAGUCACUAUUAAUGGAGUCAAGAUUCUAAAAGUUGAUUGGAGUUACUUUUCAGCACCUCCAAAUAUUUUAUCACCUUGGAAAGCACAUUGCUUUUGGACGGUUGGAUACACGUUUGACAUUAAUAUGAGAAAAAUGAAAAAAUCAUAAAAUAUCAAAUAUAGAUUAGUCAUCCAGAGUUGGUGUUGUCUCAAUAAUAAGUCUUGGGUUAAAAAUAAAUGGGACAGAUUGUUGGAACAUGAAACUGGCCAUUAUUUGAUUGGAUGUCUUUGUGCCUUGGAAUUCAAACAAAAGUAUAAUAAUUGCCUAAUAAUAGAGCUGAUAAAUUCAAGUAUACUAAGAAUUACAGGAUGGAAUGCACUAAACUGUUUUAAGACACGUUUUAAUUCUAUCUUUAGAUGGAAAAACAGUAUGACGAAGAAACCAAUCAUAGUUAAAAUGUAUCUAAGUAAAAGGAAUGGAAUUAAUUCAUCAAGUCGGAACUUCUAAGAUAUUGA
Molecule: messenger RNA, 842 nt
Organism: Paramecium octaurelia
Lineage: Eukaryota; Ciliophora; Oligohymenophorea; Peniculida; Parameciidae
Source: the annotation of a GenBank genome assembly